GGUCCAAACGCGUGAAGUUGGUCUGGGAUGUUUCGUGUGGAGCAGCGCUUUCCGUCAGUUUGCAGAGGAGUUUCCAAAUGCAGAAGCAAGCACUCCCUUGCCGGAGAUGAUUACCAGUUCCUACAACGAAGUGUAAUACCGUCAUAUCAUUUCCAAAAAAGCCUCCGCCGUCUUCCGAUUCCAAAACUUCAGGACUCAUGCAAUAGGUUCCUAGCUUCUGCCAAAGUUGUCCUUAAUGAUGCUGUAUAUACUCGAACAGAAGAAGUGGUUCGCUCAUUUGAAAAGGCCGAAGGACCAGGUCGGAAUCCACUCAAAACUUAG
Molecule: messenger RNA, 321 nt
Organism: Haemonchus placei
Lineage: Eukaryota; Metazoa; Nematoda; Chromadorea; Rhabditida; Trichostrongylidae
Source: the annotation of a GenBank genome assembly